AGGUGGAAUGUAAGCCUCCCAGGACAGCGGCUCGACUCCUGGACAAGCUUGUAGGAGAAUUCAUUGAAGAAGAAUGUGUAAACCCCACAUACAUUAUUGAUCAUCCCCAAGUCAUGAGUCCCCUGGCAAAAUGGCAUAGAUCUAUACCAGGAUUGACAGAGAGAUUUGAGCUGUUUGUGUGUAAGAAGGAGAUUUGUAAUGCCUACACUGAGUUAAAUGACCCAGUAGUUCAGCGGGAGAGAUUUGAACAACAGGCAAAGGACAAAGCAGCAGGAGAUGAUGAAGCAAUGUUUGUAGAUGAUAACUUCUGUACGUCACUGGGAGAUGGUCUGUCCCCCACAGCAGGAUGGGGAUGGGGAUAGACAGACUGACCAUGUUCCUCACCGAUUCUUACAGCAUAAAGGAGGUGCUGCUUUUCCCUGCCAUGAAGCCUGACAUCACUAAAAAAUCAGGAGACGACCAGGACAAACAGAACCCAGGGCCUACCAGCUGACCAGGCUAAAAAUAGAACAGACUCAGCUGGGAGAUCUGUCUUCAAAGACUUGAUAGUUUUAUCUAUUUAUUUGUGUCAUUGCACUGUGCAGAUCUUUGGUGUACUUUGUUACAUAAAAACAGUUGUAAAGGA
Messenger RNA from Saccostrea cuccullata (small rock oyster), 625 nucleotides. RefSeq names its product lysine--tRNA ligase-like. Gene Ontology annotation, biological process: lysyl-tRNA aminoacylation. Gene Ontology annotation, molecular function: ATP binding; lysine-tRNA ligase activity; tRNA binding. Gene Ontology annotation, cellular component: mitochondrion; cytosol; aminoacyl-tRNA synthetase multienzyme complex. The record is from RefSeq and is a predicted model, not a curated record. The transcript has 5 exons. NCBI's taxonomy places the organism in Eukaryota, Metazoa, Mollusca, Bivalvia, Ostreida, Ostreidae. Bases 114 to 362 code for a protein of 82 amino acids.